Messenger RNA from Dryobates pubescens (Downy woodpecker), 1822 nucleotides. RefSeq names its product SRY-box transcription factor 30 (gene SOX30). The transcript is spliced from 5 exons. Gene Ontology annotation, biological process: regulation of transcription by RNA polymerase II. Lineage: Eukaryota; Metazoa; Chordata; Aves; Piciformes; Picidae. Gene Ontology annotation, cellular component: nucleus. Gene Ontology annotation, molecular function: DNA-binding transcription factor activity, RNA polymerase II-specific; sequence-specific double-stranded DNA binding. The record is from RefSeq and is a predicted model, not a curated record. The coding region runs from base 106 to 1689 and encodes 527 amino acids.
CAGAACGAGGUGAAGGUGCUGGAGGAGUGGGAAAAUGGAAAGAAGCCCUGGAGCGCUAUCAAAGUGGAAACCCCUGAGGUGGCUUCUGAGACCUGGAGGGUGAAGAUGGAAAAGGGAGAUGGCCCAAAAAGGGAGGAUGCUCCGGCUGGCUCCCUUUGUGGGCCUGCUCAUGCCAGCACUGAUGCCAUCAAAGUGCAACAGCGUCAGGGGUUUGGGAUCCUCGCUGAAGAUCGGAAGAUUCCAAUGGUGCUCCAGCCCUUGCCUCCUGGGACCCGCAUACAGAUCCAUGGCCCUGUGCUACCAGAGCUGAUGCGUGUGACUCAAGUGACAGAGAAACAAAUGCCACUUAAAUUACAGCCUGUACUGGCACCUCCAGUAAAGAUUGAAACUAGAAAUGUGCCCCUCACAGUACUGCCCUCUGAUUCAGGAAUGCCAGAUACUCCAUUUGGCAAGGACAAAAGUGGCCACGUAAAGCGUCCGAUGAACGCGUUUAUGGUGUGGGCCAGGAUCCAUCGGCCUGCCCUAGCGAGAGCCAACCCUAAUGCAAAUAAUGCAGAAAUCAGUGUUCAGCUUGGACUGGAGUGGAGCAAACUGACUGAAGAGCAGAAGCAGCCCUAUUAUGAUGAAGCUCAUAAAAUUAAACAAAAGCACAGAGAGGAGUUUCCCGGCUGGGUUUAUCAACCACGCCAAGGCAAAAGGAAGCGUUUUCCUCUGCCUGUCUCUGCUGUGUUUUCCAGCGCUUCUCAGAGCAUCCUUCCUACAAAUCCAGCUGCCGUUUGUCCCUUCCAGCCACCUGCUUGUUCAGUUGUCAUCCCCAGCGUUCAGACCAGUAUUGGACAUGCAGUCUGUGGGGCUCCUCCUGCCAUCCGUCUGCCAGCUCCUUCCCUUCAACGUGCUGGUCCAAUUACUUUUUUCCAGACUACUAGUACAAGCACCACAUCAGUGGUUGUUCCAGCUCCAACCCUACCCCUGUACCCCGUAAUUUCACCACAGCAUGUUGCUGAACCUGCUCAGAGAGAAACUUUUAAUGCAUCAUCUGGGCUCAGUUGCUCUCCGAAGAGACUUACACCAGUUUUCACUGAGAGCUUUAGCAGAAACCCAAGUAACAUAACCACCACUAACGGCAGAUUUUCUGUCUGUAAUAUUGAGCCCCCAAAGGAGUACCUAGGGCUUCCCAUGUUUCCUAGACCUGUACCUCUUCCCCAAGCUACUCCUUUUCUUCCCUCACAUAUCUAUGAGUCUCCUCCCAUUGGUCAGCCAGCCAGCCUGUUUGGAGUACCUCCUCGGUUUCCAUUCUACCACCCUUACAUUGUGCCUGGACCUCACUAUUUCCCUUCAAGCACAUGUCCAUUCAGCCGGCCUCCAUUUGGCUUUGGGAACUUCUCCAGCCCAGUGCCUGAAUGCCUUGGCUUUUAUGAAGACAGAUACCAAAGACAGGAGGUGAUGUUUUCACCUUUAGGCAGAGGCUAUCCUUUCAAGGAAUACCCAAAGGAGAAUAUACAUGAGAACCUUGAACCAGUGCCAUGUCACAGCAGCUGCAACACAGAUCAGUAUUCCAGCCCUCUACCACAGCUGGAUGUUGAAGUAUUGGAGGAGGUUUUGUCAAUCACUUCAUCUCCCUCCAGCAUCCACCUAGUCAAUGUAACUGACAGUGAUGAGGAAGAAGUAAAGUUGUUGCAAGAACUGUAAUUUUAAAACCAACUUAAAAACCAGACAAAUCAAAUAUUGUAGAAUGUUAUUAAUGCUUUCUUCAACACUGACUUCAGUGUGUUCAAUGGAAGAUCUGUGUAGCUUGAGAGAUCUGGAGAGGUCAUUUUGAAGU